Messenger RNA from Nematolebias whitei (Rio pearlfish), 1200 nucleotides. Its product is annotated as AT-rich interactive domain-containing protein 1B. Bases 1 to 1200 code for a protein of 399 amino acids. The record is from RefSeq and is a predicted model, not a curated record. The transcript has 7 exons. NCBI's taxonomy places the organism in Eukaryota, Metazoa, Chordata, Actinopteri, Cyprinodontiformes, Rivulidae.
AUGGAGGGCAUGUGGCAAGAUAGCGAGGAGGAGGCAGGGAGACGGAGCGAGGCUGGGUGUGAGGUGAUAAGAGGGAGAGAGACGUCCGUGGGUAAAGGUCUGGCAGUGGAAAGCUACAACAUCAGAGGUCCAGCUCCAGGGAAUUCUGGGAAGACCAGUGAGGAUGGGGUCCCCCAUGACCGUCCCUCCAGUCUGCCAGAUCUGUCUGGCUCGAUUGAUGACCUCCCCACUGGGACUGAGGCUGGUCUGGGCCCAGCCGGCAACGCUGCAGGAUCCUCCAACAGCAGCACCAACAGCAGUAGCCAAGGGGAUCAGGGAGGCGCCGGCAACCAGGGACAGUCCCCCUUUUCCCCUCACCUCCCCAGUCAGAGGAGCGGGCCCUCUCCCUCCCCUGUGGGCUCCCCAGCAGGCUCCACUCAGUCCCAGCAGUCCCGAUCUGGCUCAGGGCCCAUCUCUCCUGCUAACAGCACUGCUCCAGGUUCUACAAUGACCCCACAAAACUCUGGGAAUGGACCAGAUGGAGCCCAUCUGCCAAUCACACGUUCGCCUAUGGCUCAGGAGAGAGGUUUAGUGUCUGGCAUGCAGAGAAACCAGUCUGGCUCCCAGUUUACAUCCCCACAGUCUGGACCGCCAAUGUCCCCACACCCAUCACCUGGGGGUUCGAUGUAUGCUGGUAUGGGACCAUAUUCCCAGAGUGGCCCUGCAGGUCUCUAUGGACCUCAAGGACCCCAUUAUGGACACCAAGGUAACUACCCUCGACCCUCUAACUACAGCGGGGCAGUUGGUACCAGCUACAGCGGCCCCGUACCUGGUAUGACUAACAGUCUGGGAAUGAACGCCACCAGUCCCAUGCAUGGUCAGGGCCCGGGGCAGCCAGUAUCUGGAGGACGCAGCCUUGGCCCAGGCAGCCAGAAUCGGACAUAUUCAUCUAUGGGUCCAAGUUCUCCCAGCAUACCACAGUCAGCAGGGCCAGGGAUGGGUCCUCCAUCUUUGGGUAGCUCGAACCGCAAGGUCCAGGAGGGAGCGGUAGCUGGCAUGCUGGGAUCUGCUAACUCCGUUCACAACAGGCAGGGAAACUACCAAAGCCCCAGCAUCAACCAAGGGAGCGCCAUUUCCUACAGUCAGUCAAUGAGCAACAACAGUUCAGCAACAGGAAACGGACAAGGUCCAGGCUACAGUAUCCCUCCUUCAGGUAACUAA